GCAGUAGCAACCGCUGCGGGUCACCAAAGGUCAGGGCUGAAGAAAUGUCGUCUGCAGAAGUCUAAUAUUUGGAUGCAAGACUAGAAGAGAUGGCAUCAUCAUCUAUUCAUCAAGACAUCAAUGUAGCUCAGAUUGCGGCAGACAUCGUGUGCGAGUUCUUGGAAGUUGCCUUUCACCAGAUCCUGUACAUCAGACAGGUGUACCCACCUGGGAUCUUCCAGAGGAGGAAGAAGUACAACAUACCUGUUCAGAUGUCGUGUCACCCAGAUGUGAACCAGUACCUACAGGACACCCUACAGACCAUCAGACCACUGGUGGAAAAGGGGGAGGUGGAAAAGGUGGUCCUGAACGUGACAAACUGCCAGGCCCGUCCCCUGGAGAGGUUCGUGUUUGAAGUCACACCUCCUGUCCAACCCUCCGUCAAUGAUGACAGCUACUUGCUGAGACUGGAGCAGGCCCUGAGGGCAUUUGUCCUGAAGAUUAACGUGUGUGACUCCAUGCUAGAUACACUUCCACAAGAUGUGACCUUCAGUAUCCAUGUCUACACACAAGACUCAGCAGCCGCAAGUUUGGAGCAGCAGCAGCUGGUACAGAAUUUCCCCUGGGUAGAGGCAGACAGUGACAGCCUGAGAAUGCCCAAUGCCAGGAUCAUUCCUCUCAAGACCAUGACUUCAAAUGUCAUCAAAAUGCAGUUGUAUGUGGAAGAGGGUGACAAGACUGGCAGAUAGCACAAGGACUACACUGUGUAUAGACUUUCCUGCAGUGCACAUAUCAUUCUUACAGUAUUGAUCUUAGUGAUCCUGCAAAAGUAGUUUUUUUACACAGAAGUACAGCUUACACAUACAUCAUUGCCUUAGAUUAUGAUGGCAUGUUUCUUAUAUGCAUUGUAUCUUAGCUACACUUUGUUUGCAAAUCGUUAACAAUUUUGUAUACAUGUAUGUAGACAUAAAAAUAAAUCUAGCAACACUGUGAUAUAUUUUGAAUGUUAAAGAUUAACAGCGUACAGAUAUUGAAGACUCUGAGGCAAGUUUGUUCAUCUUUGUUUUAAUUCUUGUAAAUUAAACCUGUGUAUGUUUGUUACUGGACUACUGAGUGCCUGUACACCCAUAAUCUGUUCUUAAGAUUGCAAUUAAAUUCGCCAUACUUUUUUUACCAGAAUGUCCAUUAAAUGAGCAUGUUAGCAGAACGAAGUGUAUCUACGCGAAACCCAGAUUUUCCAGUUUCUGUUGGAUGUUUGGUCA
Messenger RNA from Branchiostoma belcheri (Belcher's lancelet), 1241 nucleotides. RefSeq names its product mitotic spindle assembly checkpoint protein MAD2B-like. Gene Ontology annotation, cellular component: zeta DNA polymerase complex. The transcript has 8 exons. Bases 90 to 728 code for a protein of 212 amino acids. The record is from RefSeq and is a predicted model, not a curated record. Lineage: Eukaryota; Metazoa; Chordata; Leptocardii; Amphioxiformes; Branchiostomatidae.